AAGUUUAAAGUUGAAUUGUUUCUAAAUAUAGAAAUUUAUUCUUUUUGGGACUUACUAAAAAGGAAAUAGUGCCACAUAAAUUGGAAUUGAGGGAGUGUAAUUAAUCAUGUUGAGGAUAUAAACUCAUUGUUUAUGAAAAGCAAUUGAAAAUAGAGUCUCACUGGAUGAUGUAUACUCUGUUGAUGGACUUCAGACACAACUUGUCCCCAAGAGUGCAUCAUGCAUGUUUUCUGUUUGUUCUUUUGAAAUCUAUAUGUAUUAAUCAGUAUGUCGCUACUAAGUUAAUCAUUUGUUUGAGCAGUUGCUAAUUUGUCUUUCGGAGCUUAUAAACACUAAGUUUUCAGACUAAUUAGCUGCUGAAUUAGUAUUCUUCUAUACUAUUUUUAUCUUCAGAGGGAUAAAUUCUUUUUGUUUGAUGAAUUGAUGUCCUUUUGCUGCAGUGGUGUUGAUAAUAUAGAGUGAGCGAUUCAUUGAGGUGAUUGUCCAUCAUGGAUUGCAACUGCUUUGAUCCACAAUGGCCCGCUGAUGAGUUGUUAAUGAGAAAUCGGCUGUUUUUCCGUAUCGAUGGGUGCUCGUGCAAUUUGGUGCUUUCAUAAUUCUCUGUGGAGCAACACAUCUUAUCAACUUAUGGACAUCUACCGCCCAUACGAGGACUGUGGCAAUAGUGAUGACUAUCGCUAAGGUCUUCACUGCUGCGGUAUCAUGUGCAACUGCUGCCAUGCUGGUGCACAUUAUUCCGGAUCUAUUAAGUGUCAAAACUAGGGAGCUCUUCUUGAAAAACAAAGCGGCAGAGCUUGAUCGUGAAAUGGGUCUUAUUCGGACACAGGAGGAGACAGGUAGAUAUGUUAGAAUGCUAACGCAUGAAAUUAGAAGUACUCUGGAUAGACAUACUAUUUUGAAGACUACACUUGUUGAACUUGGAAGAGCAUUGGGACUGGAAGAGUGUGCAUUGUGGAUGCCAACUCGAACUGGACUGGAACUUCAACUUUCUUAUACUCUACAUCAUCAAAAUCCAGUUGGAUUUACAGUACCAACACAACUUCCUGUAAUUAAUCAAGUUUUCAGUACAAAUCGUGCUGUUAAAAUUUCACCAAAUUCUCCCGUUGCAAGGCUUCGACCUGCCGAGAAGUACAUGCCAGGUGAGGUGGUUGCUGUUAGGGUCCCACUUCUGCAUCUCUCAAAUUUUCAGAUUAACGAUUGGCCUGAGCUUUCUACAAAGCGCUAUGCUUUGAUGGUUUUGAUGCUUCCUUCCGAUAGUGCAAGACAAUGGCAUGUCCAUGAAUUGGAGCUUGUUGAAGUGGUAGCUGAUCAGGUAGCUGUCGCUCUCUCACAUGCUGCCAUCUUGGAGGAAUCAAUGAGGGCUCGGGAUCUUCUUAUGGAGCAGAAUGUGGCUCUUGAUCUGGCAAGAAGAGAAGCAGAAAUGGCUGUUCGUGCGCGUAAUGAUUUCCUGGCUGUUAUGAAUCAUGAAAUGAGAACUCCCAUGCAUGCAAUAAUUGCACUUUCAUCUUUGCUGCAAGAAAGUGAGCUGACACUGGAGCAGCGUCUGAUGGUGGAAACAAUCCUUAAGAGCAGCAACCUUUUAGCAACCCUUAUCAAUGAUGUCUUGGAUCUUUCAAGGCUAGAGGAUGGAAGCCUUCAACUAGACGUUGGGACUUUCAAUCUUCAUGCUCUCUUCAGAGAGGUCCUUAACUUAAUCAAGCCUAUUGCAUAUGUGAAAAAGCUGUUUGUUACGCUUAGUUUAUCUUCAGAUUUGCCGGAAUUUGCUACUGGAGAUGAGAAACGGCUUAUGCAAAUUCUUCUAAAUGUUGUUGGCAAUGCUGUAAAAUUCUCAAAAGAAGGCAGUGUGUCAAUUUCUGCUGUUGCUGCAAAAUCAGAAUCUUUAAAAGAUCCUCCCAAGUUGUUUCCUGUGCAAAGUGAGAAUCACUUCUAUUUACGUGUGCAGGUAAAAGAUACAGGAUCAGGCAUUAAUCCUCAGGAUAUCCCCAAGCUGUUCUGUAAAUUUGCGGAAAACCAGGCACUAGCAACUAAAAAUUCCGGUGGCACUGGGCUUGGCCUUGCAAUUUGUAAGAGGUUUGUUAAUCUUAUGGAAGGACAUAUUUGGAUUGAAAGUGAAGGUCUCGGCAAGGGGUCUACUGCUAUAUUUAUAGUUAAACUUGGCAUUCCUGGCCGCUCAAAUGAGUCUAAGCUUCCCUUUAUGCCCAGAUUGCCUGCAAAUCACAUGCCGAUGGCUUUUAAAGGACUAAAGGUCUUGGUUAUGGAUGAUAAUGGGUUUAGUAGGAUGGUAACCAAGAGUCUGCUAGUGCACCUAGGUUGCGAUGUAACAACUGUUGGUUCUGGUGAUGAGUGCUUGAGAGUUCUUAGUCAGGAACACAAAGUAAUAUUCAUGGACGUGAGGAUACCAGGUAUAGACUGUUAUGAAGUUGCUGUAAAGAUACAUGAGAAAUUUGGGAAACGUCACGACAGGCCACUGAUUGUGGCAGUAACGGGGAACACUGACCGAGUGACAAAAGACAACUGCCUGAGAGUUGGCAUGGAUGGAGUUAUUCUGAAACCUGUUUCAGUUGACAAAAUGAGAAGUGUUUUAUCCGAGCUUUUAGAGCAUGGAGUUGUUCGUCAAUCCCAGUGAAAGAGUAAAUGUUUGUCAAGACCUGAUACGCUCAAAUGCAAGAGUGUUGUUGUAAAUGCAUUUCUCGGCUUUUGGGCAAAAUGAAGAGUUGUUCACAAUGAUGGCCCGAUAUGCUAAUUGCAGGUUCAAAUAUAUUGUAGAAAUUAAAGUGGUUUCACGAUGAUGUAAUUGUCAAUAGAACUGUAUAAAGAAUUAGUUAGUUCUACAUCUAUGAAUAUGAAGGAGAAGGGGUCAGUUUUCCUGGAAGGUUGGAGCAAGCAUGUUUAAUCCUCUCUUCUUUUUGGGGGUGCUAAAAUAAUUGAAAACAUUUGUAUAAAUGUAUAUGACAUGUAUGACCUUAGCCUGAAAAUUGGAGCAAAAGUUGAGUUUCGUUUUGCUCAUAAACUGGUAUCUUUAAGAAGGAUCAAAUUAAGGA
Lycium ferocissimum is the source of this 3041-nucleotide messenger RNA. Its product is annotated as ethylene receptor. The transcript has 7 exons. Gene Ontology annotation, cellular component: endoplasmic reticulum; endoplasmic reticulum membrane. The coding region runs from base 668 to 2626 and encodes 652 amino acids. Gene Ontology annotation, molecular function: ethylene binding; phosphorelay sensor kinase activity; protein binding. Gene Ontology annotation, biological process: phosphorelay signal transduction system; phosphorylation; response to ethylene. Lineage: Eukaryota; Viridiplantae; Streptophyta; Magnoliopsida; Solanales; Solanaceae. The record is from RefSeq and is a predicted model, not a curated record.